AGCGCUGGCUGAAGAGAAAUGGUGAUAAACAAGAGAGCGAUUUAAACACUCGCUCUCGCGUAGGCAAAGGAGCAGCCGGAAGAAGAAUGACUCUCUUCCAGUGAUUGCUGACUACCGCUGCUGCAUCAAAGCUAUGCGAGGCAAAGUUAUGCGUCCUCAGUAGCGGGGCUGAGAGCCUAUUGCUGCAACAGCAGGGCGAGAACUACUGCAGUGUCCUAGAAAGCGCUGUAGGAGAGUACGCUCUAUGAUUCAUAUUCAGAUGUGCAAAGAAAGGCAGCUUUUUAAUUCCGCUCUUAUUAUUUUGAUGGCAUUCAAAAUCAGAGGGUCUCUGCUCCAUUAUGAUAAAGAAGACUGAGAAUGCAUCCCUCUUCCUUAGUGUUUACCACCUCCCCACUUGCUAGGACCUGGGUCCAGAAUGAACAUAGCAGCAGUGUUUAACGCCUUGCUAGUGUGUGUCGUUGCUGCUGUACUAUGGAAGUAUAUAAAACUGCAUGAUUAUGUCUUUGUGCUGGAAGAGGAGCUAGUCCUCAUGCGCCAGUCUCAGGAAAACUCUCAGGUCAGCAUUGAUUAUCAUGCUGCACUUCAAGCUCUAGUAGAAGAUGGCACCAAAAUGGUGUGCACUGGCAGGAUACAUACUGACCGUAUAUGCCGUUUUGAGUCUCUUUGUUAUUCCACCGAAGCUGAGGAAUUUGUUUUCUUCCAUAGCAGUUCUUCUGUCAUGCUUCCAAACUUGGGCUCCAGAAGAUUUCAACCUGCCCUGCUUGAUCUCUCCUCAGUGGAGGACCAUAAUACCCAAUACUUCAAUUUUGUAGAACUACCUGCUGAGGCUUUGAAGUUUAUGCCAAAGCCUGUUUUUGUUCCUGAUGUAGCACUGAUUAUGAAUAGGUUCAAUCCAGAUAAUUUGAUGCACAUUUUCCAUGAUGAUCUCCUUCCAAUUUUUUAUACAAUGCAGCAGUUCCCAGAUUUGGACUUGGAGACGAGAUUGUUCUUCAUGGAAGGUUGGGGUGAAGGACUACAUUUUGAGCUAUACAAAUUGCUUAGCAGCAAGCAACCACUCCUAAGAGAGCAGCUUAAAACACUUGGGCGGCUCCUGUGCUUCACGAAGUCUUAUGUGGGUCUAUCUAAAAUCACAACCUGGUAUCAAUAUGGUUUUGUUCAGCCCCAGGGGCCAAAAGCCAACAUCCUGGUCUCUGGCAAUGAGAUCCGACAGUUCAAAACAUUCAUGAUGAAGAAGCUAAAUGUGAGCUUGGAAGCAAUACCUGGUGAGGAAUAUAUAAUAGUAUUCAGUCGAACAAUCAAUAGACUAAUCCUAAAUGAGGCAGAGGUAAUUUUGGCACUUGCCCAAGAAUUUCAGAUGAAAACCAUUACCAUUUCCAUAGAAGACCAUACAUUUUCAGAAAUAAUACGCUUGAUUAGCAAUGCAUCCAUGCUUGUCAGUAUGCAUGGAGCUCAACUUGUGAUGUCUCUCUUCCUGCCAAGAGGAGCCACUGUUGUAGAACUCUUCCCUUUUGCUAUAAAUCCUGAACACUAUACACCUUACAAGACAUUAUCUACCCUUCCUGGCAUGGAUCUUCAGUACAUUUCAUGGCAAAACACUGAAGAGGAGAAUACUGUGACUUAUCCAGACAGACCCUGGGAUCAAGGAGGAAUUGCCCAUUUAAACAAAGCAGAACAGGAUCGCAUUAUAAAGAGCAAUGAGGUUUCCCGGCACCUGUGUUGCCACAACCCAGAAUGGCUUUUCCGUAUCUAUCAGGACACCAAAAUUAAUGUUGCUUCCCUUAUCCAGAUGAUCAGGCAAACAGUAAAAACCAAACCAGGACCUAAGAAGAAAAAAUGGACCAAUGGCCUCUAUCCAGGCAAAGUUAGAGAUACUAAAUGCCAAGCCUCUAUCCAAGGUACUAGUGAAGCUAAGCUCUCUGUAUCUUGGCAGAUCCCUUGGAACCUGAAAUACUUGAAGGUCAGAGAAGUAAAGUACGAAGUUUGGAUUCAGGAGCAAGGAGAAAAUACGUACAUUCCUUACAUUUUGUCCCACCAAAACCAUACAUUUUCAGACAACAUUAAGCCAUUCACAAACUAUCUGGUGUGGAUCCGAUGCAUUUUCAACAAAAAUCUCCUUGGGCCCUUUGCAGAUAUGUUAGUUUGCAGCACAUAAUCGUUCUCUAGCUACUAGCUUCAAACAAGGCAAACCCAAUCUUAGUAUCCUAUCAUUUAAGAAGAUGGAUAAGAACUUGCAGACCAUGAUAGUGCCUACGUGCUUACUUUAUUGCAUUCUGAAUGUCUUCUCUGUUCUGUGUAACAUUACAUCCAGUUGAUAGAUAAACUCUCUUAGUUAUUUAAAGAGGCAAAAGGCAUGAAGCUACAAAUCAGAGUGGAAUAAUUGUUUUAUCUUGACUGUUCUAGGAACUUUUCUGUCUCUCUUUUGUGUGAUAAAUCUUUUAAAUCUAGCUUUAUACUGGAAUUUGGUUAUGUCACUGGAUGUAGAAUUUUUAACUUAUUUCUUGUUUGUUUCCUCAAAGGUCUGUAUUUCAGAGCAGAAAUUUGGUGCCAGAAUAUUUAUUAAAUUGUUGAA
Messenger RNA from Pseudonaja textilis, 2569 nucleotides. NCBI's taxonomy places the organism in Eukaryota, Metazoa, Chordata, Lepidosauria, Squamata, Elapidae. The record is from RefSeq and is a predicted model, not a curated record.